This is a messenger RNA of Dermatophagoides farinae (American house dust mite), 2270 nucleotides long. RefSeq lists its product as uncharacterized. The record is from RefSeq and is a predicted model, not a curated record. NCBI's taxonomy places the organism in Eukaryota, Metazoa, Arthropoda, Arachnida, Sarcoptiformes, Pyroglyphidae.
AGAUGCUUGUUUAAUAAAUAUUCGAUGUUCUUUGGUAAUUCCAUAAGAAAUGAUGCCAUUAAAUGCUAGCAUUAUAAUUGAUAAAAUCCAAGCCAUAAUAAAUAUCAAAAGCAAAAAUAGUUCAGCAACAUUAUUUGAUUCGGUCGACAUUGAAUCGGAUGAUUAUUAAUUAAAGUCUUUCUAAAUAAAUAACCAAAAUUUCAAAAAAGGAAUUAAAUUUGAAAAUUCCAAUUUAAUUUAAUUCUACAAACGCGUCAUCUAGCGUCAAUUUUAUUAGUUGACCAUUCCUCGAUCACAUGCUACCAUUGCUGGAUUUUGAAUUUGAAUGUAACUUUUUUUUCAAAUAAAAUGAAUAGACAAUUUGAUUUUGAUCCGAUCGAUAAGCCAAGAUUGGCUACCAUUUUCUCUACAUAUCGAUCACCAAUCAUCAAUGAUGAAUAUGAAAAUUUCAUCCAACAUUUGAAAUUAUUGCGAAUAAACAUAGUGAAAAAUUCAUUUCAAAUUUCGCCCGAUUAUUCAUUCAAUUUUGGCCGUAUUGAUUACAAAUUGACACAAAUUUUUUUAUCUUCAAUUUUAUUCAAUACAAACACCGAAGACAUUAGUCAUGAAAUACGGCAAUAUUUCACACCAGUAUUUGAACUAUUUGACUGUUGUAAAUUCUCUAUUGAUUUAGAUUUAUUCAUCAAGAUUUGUCAUGAUCUUGAAUUGACAGUAUAUGCUUUACAUUUGAAACAAUGCUACCAACUUCAGUUACCUUUAUUAAAGGAUGGUGAAUCUGAAGAAUUUUUUAAUACAUUAUGGAACUCAAUACGCCAAUGUUAUAUGCAUUUCAUUCAAACAUCAGAUUCAAUUUUAAUUUCAAAAACAAAAAUGUUCACAUUGAUCAGUGAUUACAUUUCGAAUCAAUGUUAUCGAAUGAUUGAAAAAGUUUUUUUUAUUGCCACUGAUGGACAAGAUAAUUGUAAUCAUUCAAACGAAAUCGACCAAGACAAACAUCGAAAAUGGGAUGAUAAUUUUGUCAUUUGGUUUUUUGAUUUCAUGGUUGAAAAUAUUGAUCAAUAUCAUAACAGUCCGUUAUUUGAUUUUAUCCUCAAAAAUUUAGAGAUUACGAUAGAAAAUCCAAUUGAAUAUAUGACAAAAGCAAAAUCAAAUUGCUUCUGGACACUUUGGAUACGAGCUAAUCAAGCCAUAGAGAAUUUUGACCUUAUCUUUCAAAUUAUAACAAUGGAUAAAUUACGAUCAUAUCCAGGUCUUCAUCGAAGAUUAUUCGAUUUAUCAAUUGUUGUAUUGGUUUAUCAAAGUGUCGAAAAUGUUUCACUAAUGAGAAAAUUAUUUCGUCAACGAAUCGACCGUUUCUCAUUAAAAUCGCUUUCAUUUAUACAAUUUAACCAAUCACAUCUUUUAUUAGACAAACAAUUUUUAGAUUCAAAACUUAAAUUUGAUUCUACCAAUUUUCGGAUGAAUACCAUAGUUCGUCAAACUACAUUCAGAAUCCUAUACGGAACUUUUGUCGAUCCAGAAAAUUCCCUCCAUCAAAUUAUGGAUCAAAUAGUGAUGGUUCAUUCAAAUUUUCUUCAUAGAUAUAUGGUCCAUUUAUUCGGAAACCAAUUGAUCGACAUCUUGCAUGCAUCAUCUAUGAAUGUCCAGGAUGUCAUUUCCUUUUCCAACAAUGAAGAUGAACAUGGAUCAAAUCUUGACUUGAUACACAAGUUUUUGUUACAAAUAAUCAUUGAUAAAUGUGAUCUCAUACAAAUGAAUAAUUUAAGAAACCUACUUAAUAAUUUAAUCAAAUCCAAUUUAAUUGAAUCGGAACGAUUAUUUACUAAUUUAAUGGCUCAUUUCGAUCACGAAUCUUCAACCUCUACUAUAAAUUAUCAAUUAAAGUUGCUAAAAUCUGUACCAGAAUUAUUUUCAACACAGAAAUCUAAAUGGUCAGGAAAGCAUUUUGCUUUAAUUACUGCCUAUCUCUUUGAUUUAUUAUUAAAGUUUUGGAAUGAACCAAUUCACAGGGAAUUAAUCUGUGAUAUAAUUGAUGUUUAUUUGCAAAAUUGUAAUCCAUGUAUUAUCAAUGAACAAGAAAUUGAUUCAUUAUACACAUUGUAUAUGAUGAUCGAUUCAGAUCAAACAAAGAGAAUAAUUUGGACUUUAACCAGAUAAUUUUAUACAUUAUAAAUGAAUAUUUAUUGUUAUCAUGAAUUGAACUACAUAAAAGUUGAAUUUGAUGUAGAUUCUGUAGUUUAUUCCACACGAGAAUAAAAUUCAACCAUUAA